AUGUCAACAACCCUCUUCCUGCGUCAAAAUCUCAGAACACUCUCCAGCAUAUCCAGAGUAAGGACCAUGGCCUCGGCAGCACCAGAGAAAUUCGAGUGGCUGGUCAUCAUGCCCGAUCAGCCCGGGAAGCUAGCAAAACGCAUGGAGAUUAGACCUGCUCACUUGGAUGGUCUGAAUUCUGCUCGUGAGAAGGGGUUCUGGAAGAUGGGUGUGAUAGGAGCCUUGCUUGAGGAAGUUCCCAGAGAGGGGGAAGGGUUAAAGAUUCACGGGAGUUGUAUGGUUGCGCUGGCUUCGUCCAAGGAAGAGGUCUUGGAGCAAUUGAAGGCGGACACAUACGCCAAGAAUGAAGUAUGGGACUUCAGUAAGAUACAGAUUUACCCCUUCAAGUGUGCUUUCAGGACUCCGUAG
Molecule: messenger RNA, 408 nt
Organism: Drepanopeziza brunnea f. sp. 'multigermtubi' MB_m1
Lineage: Eukaryota; Fungi; Ascomycota; Leotiomycetes; Helotiales; Drepanopezizaceae
Source: RefSeq, a predicted model, not a curated record